Messenger RNA from Humulus lupulus (European hop), 3795 nucleotides. Its product is annotated as protein CHROMATIN REMODELING 24. The coding region runs from base 169 to 3429 and encodes 1086 amino acids. Gene Ontology annotation, molecular function: DNA translocase activity; ATP-dependent chromatin remodeler activity; ATP binding. NCBI's taxonomy places the organism in Eukaryota, Viridiplantae, Streptophyta, Magnoliopsida, Rosales, Cannabaceae. The record is from RefSeq and is a predicted model, not a curated record. The transcript is spliced from 22 exons.
GAAAAGGGGUCAUUACAACGAACAAUCCAAUCAAAUCAUAUUAUUAUUUCAUUAUAGUUUUUGAAAUGUUUGUUCAGCUCUUCUCCACUACCACUUGAUACCACUGCUUUGUCUCACCAUUACAGAGAUUGUGAAACUCUUCUCUUUCGCCACCUUAGGACUUCGAAAAUGGCGGAUGAAAGCAUCACCAGCAAUAGACGACCCCAGAGCCUCAACGACAGCCACCAUCGCCUCCUUCAAGACCUCUCUGCUCCGCCCAAGCCCUCCUCCAAAAUCCUCGAGGAGAAUAAUGAGGAUUUAAAUGAUGACGAGAGUCAAUUAAACGUGAAGAUGGAAGGCCGGAGACGCCUCUUUAAAGUUCCUUCUAGAGAUAGGAGUGCCGAUGAUGACGAUGUUCCUAACUUUUCCAUCAUCACCGAUUUUGAUUCUUCUCCUGAACAAAAGCUGACGAAGGUAAAGAUUCAGGGUAGACGCCGGCUCUGCAAACUUUCGACUCGGGUUGAUCAGGAUAUUUCCGAGAAAGAAAAUGUGGUUGAUGAGCCUACAUUUGCUGCUAUUACAGAUUUUGAGUCCCCACCUCUACCACAGAAUCCGAAAGACAAUGAUAAAAAUGGCGGAGAUAAUGAAAUCAGGGAUAUCCUGAACAACUUGAGUGCAAGACUUGAGUUUUUGUCCAUCGAGAAGAGAAAAGAUGUGAAGAAGUUGGAUCCAGUUGGAGAAUCUCUGCCUUUGCUGAAGUAUGAAAGGAUUGAAGAAGAUAAGCAAGUUGACCUGCCCGAGUAUGCUAGCGCAGGGUCUUCAUUUUCUUUGAAGUCCGAUACAUCUGAUUCGUCAUCUGGUGCAACUAAGAAUGCUAAUAAUGUUAUGGAGAGAGGGGAUGAUAAAUAUGAUGGAGACCUUCACUAUGAAUCUGAUGUUGACAUAUCUAGUACAAUUGAACACAGAAAUGAAAGUCAUUUCGUCUCUGAGUUUAAAACAGAGUCCACAAAACAUGAUGACUAUAGGAAAAGGGAAUUUCCAAGGAUUGAUAAAAAAUUAGUUAGUGUUCGAAAGACCUCAGCAUACCAGGUUAAAGAAGAAGAAGAAGUUGAUGAAGAGGAUGAUUGUGUUGUGUUGAGUGUCAAAAAGUUGACUAAGGAAGUGGCAAGAGAAAGGCAGAGCACAAAGUCUAGAGACUACCACAUUUCUAGCGAAGUUGACAUCUUGGAAGAUGAGAGCGCUAUAACUCUGAAGGGUGCAAAAUAUACGUUCAAGUUGCCUGGUGAUAUAGCAAAAAUGCUGUAUCCUCAUCAGCGUGAUGGGCUUAAGUGGCUGUGGUCUCUGCAUUGUCUAAAUAAAGGGGGAAUUUUAGGAGAUGACAUGGGUUUGGGAAAAACAAUGCAGAUUUGUGGAUUUUUAGCUGGAUUGUUUCAUUCACGUCUGAUCAAGCGGGCAUUAAUUGUGGCCCCAAAAACAUUACUUCCUCAUUGGAUUAAAGAAUUAUCAGUUGUUGGGCUAUCUGAGAAGACAAGAGAAUACUUUGGAACUUGUGUAAAAGCCCGUCAAUACGAGCUUCAAUAUGUACUACAGGACAAAGGCAUUCUCCUUACUACAUAUGACAUUGUGCGGGCAAACUCAAAAUCUUUACGGGGAGAGAACUUGAUGAAGUAUAUGAUGCUUGAUGAAGAAAGGGAGGAUAAUACCAUAUGGGAUUAUAUGAUACUUGAUGAAGGGCACCUCAUAAAAAAUCCAAGUACCCAGAGAGCGAAGAGUUUGCUUGAGAUACCAUGCCCUCAUCGUAUAAUCAUUAGUGGUACUCCAAUUCAAAACAAUCUUAAGGAACUGUGGGCUUUAUUCAACUUCUGCUGUCCUGAACUACUUGGUGAUAAAAAAGAGUUCAAGGAAAGUUUUGAGGAUUAUAUUCUUCGUGGGAAUGAUAAGCAUGCCACAGAGAGGGAGAAGCGUACUGGUUCAGAAACUGCAAAAAAACUUCGAGAUCGUAUUCGGCCUUAUUUUUUACGUCGCUUGAAGACCGAAGUGUUCAAUGAAGAUGCCAACAAUGGAGAUGCAAAACUUUCUCAAAAGAAUGAGAUCAUUGUGUGGCUAAGAUUGACUAGUUGUCAGCGACAACUAUAUGAAGCUUUUUUAAGGAGCGAGCUGGUUCUUUCAGCUUUUGAUGGAUCUCCUUUGGCUGCACUAACGAUCUUGAAAAAGAUUUGUGAUCAUCCACUUCUGUUGACAAAGCGUGCUGCUGAAGAUGUUCUAGAAGAGAUGGAUACAAUGCUAAAGCCAGAAGAGGUUAAUGUGGCGGAAAAGUUAGCAAUGUACAUAGCGGAUGCUGCUGAGAAAGAUGGCUUUGAAGAGAAUCAUGUCAACAUCUCAUGCAAAAUAUCUUUUAUAUUAUCUUUGCUGGAUGACCUGAUUCCAAAAGGGCAUAAUGUCUUGAUUUUUUCUCAGACACGCAAGAUGCUUAAUCUCAUCGAGGAAUCACUAGUGUCCAAUAGUUAUGAGUUCUUACGCAUUGAUGGUACCACAAAAGCAAGCGACAGACUGACGAUUGUAAAUGAUUUCCAAAAUGGGGUUGGGGCACCCAUAUUUCUCCUAACAUCUCAAGUUGGUGGUUUGGGCCUUACACUUACAAGAGCAGAUCGUGUGAUUGUUGUUGAUCCUGCAUGGAAUCCAAGUACGGAUAACCAAAGUGUUGAUCGUGCUUAUAGAAUUGGACAAACAAAGGAUGUCAUUGUAUAUAGAUUAAUGACAUGUGGGACUGUUGAAGAGAAGAUUUACAGAAAGCAGAUAUACAAGGGAGGUUUGUUUAGAACUGCAACAGAGCACAAAGAACAGACCAGAUACUUUAGCCAACAGGAUCUUCGUGAGCUUUUCAGUCUCCCAGCACAGGGUUUUGAUGUUUCCCUUACUCAACAGCAAUUGCAUGAGGAACAUGAUUGUCAGCAUAUAAUGGAUGAUUACCUGGAUGGCCAUGUCAAAUUUUUGGAGGGUCAGGGUAUAGCUGGAGUUAGUCAUCACAGUUUACUCUUCUCCAAGGCAGCCCCUGCACAACCCGUACAGGAAGAAGAGGAAGUGACUAGAAAGGCAGGGUCUACAUCAAUGGGAGCUUCAACGUCAAGUUCAUCAGUUGAACGGAGUGUUGAUGGUGCUGAGUACGCCUUCAUUCCCAAGGAUGUAAAGUUAAACAAGAAAAGUUCUUCACCAGAUAGUGGAGGCAAACUGACAGAAUCAGAGAUUAAAGACAAAAUCUUUCGGCUAUCUAAAACUCUUGCAAACCAGGCUAUGGUUUCAAGAUUACCAGAUAAAGGAGAGAAGAUACAAAUGCAUAUUGAUGAAUUGAAUGCUGAACUUGACAGAAUUAAGAUGGCAAAAGAAACCGAAAAGAAAGUAAUUAGUUUGGAUGAUUUAACUGAUGAAUUUCAGAAGGUGAUGAAUGUAUAGCUUAUUGCUGGACAAUGACAAAUUGAAAUAGAUGUCUUUUUGUUGAGAAUUCUCUUCUCAAUAAACGAAUCAGCUCAAUUCUCCCACAGUUAAGUCAAUGUUAAUUUUUGACUAGGCUGCUCCUCAAGCUCAAUACUUUGGAGAUUCCGCUUUGAUUUUUGAUCAAUGGUGUCUGCCAUAUAACUAACGCGUUUAUCUUUUUUACUUGAUAAAUGCUGUUUAUGGUUUCUCCAUUUUGCAAAAUUGUUUCAGAGAUUUAUGUGCAACCCUAUGUCCUACAAUUUUGUGGUAAUUGCAUGCAUGGUUUAGCUGUUGUAAUGAUGGUUUGCUUUAAUUAAUUAACCUAUUGUUUUGGAAGAUUGAUUA